AUGAGGACGCCAACUCCACCAACACCUCUACUGUCGCAUGUUCCCGAGAACAGUUCUUCUCCAGUUUCAUACACGGCGUUGAGAGGGCGGCUACGUAUAAUUGUUUACAACAAAACAAGGAAAUAUUGCGGCCAUGAGUACUUCAUCCAAGCACCAAACAACGCCUCAAUAUACCGGGUCAAACGACUUAUAGAAGAAGCGACUACGGUACCUCAUCAAGUUCAGUGGAUCGUAUUUGGAGUGCGACCCUUGAAAGAUACUGAUCGGCUUUCGGAUUACGCAAUACUCGAUGGCUACACACUCUAUUCGGUGCCAACGUACGUCGAGGUCCCAUCUAUUCCCAAUUUGUGA
This is a messenger RNA of Necator americanus (New World hookworm), 351 nucleotides long. RefSeq lists its product as uncharacterized. Gene Ontology annotation, molecular function: protein binding. NCBI's taxonomy places the organism in Eukaryota, Metazoa, Nematoda, Chromadorea, Rhabditida, Ancylostomatidae. The transcript is spliced from 4 exons. The record is from RefSeq and is a predicted model, not a curated record. The coding region runs from base 1 to 351 and encodes 116 amino acids.